CCUGUCAUCUAAAUUAAAUAUCAUGGCGUUAUAAUACUGUAUGUUGGAUAACUGAGCGCUGCAAACGACCUACCACGUUCGCAGCAACGGCGGGACAUAGAAGAUGCUUCUUGCUGCAUAGUGUUUGAUUUGACGGCUUUUGAUGGCAUUUGGUUUAUAUGCUCGAUGUUUACACCGGGGAUAUUAGAAAAACUAGUUUUAUCUAGUAUCUACUGUCCUAACUGAAGUUUAAUGAGUGAUAUACUUGCUAUGUUGGCCAGGUGGGCCAUGUCUCCGGUCGACGGCACGCGUUUUUGAGGGUUGAGGGUUUGUUCUGAGGGUUUUCGCACCAGAUAUUAUAUUGCACCGUAAGAUAUCGUAUCCCUUUUAACCACGAUGUUUUCUUCGAAUUAAACAAGUAAUAUUUCUGCUGGCACUGGGUAGGUAGGCUAUGCGAAAUCGAAGGACAGGAAGACACCUGCAUCACACGGGGAUAUUUUUAUACCGGUCGGUAGCUCUAGCACUGCACACUCCCCUUGUCUGUGGCACCUCAAACGCAAUUGAAGUUGUCAGGAACUACUCCAAAGCCUAUGAGGACAUCGCCCUUCUGUGCAGAAGAGAGGAGCUCAAGUUCGGCACCUGCCUCAUUAACCGGCUGAAAUGUUACUAUAAGAAGGACUGUGGAAGGGAGUACAUGUUGAUGAAAUUAAUCUGCUCAGUGAGCUCGAACCAGAGCAGUGCCCAUGAGUACCCAGACUGCCGUGAUGGGGGCAGCGAGGCCAGCCUGCUGGUGUCACCGCUGGUGGUGGCUGGCAUCGUUAUCGGCCUGGUGCUCUUCCUUUCCUGCGUUACCAUCAUUGUGGGCAGUCUGCGCAAAGACAGCCGUCUGCGCAACCCCCACCUUCGGGCCAGCUAUGCUCCGGAUGGCUUUUCGUAUGGUGGCUCCAUUGGGGAGCUGAGGUCGACGUGUAUCGAGGAGUUCCCUCCAGCGUUUGACUUUGACUCCUACGUGGAGACUCUAUCACAAGUCAAUGUGAUGUAUCCAGACUCCCCGCCCCACUAUGAUGAAUGUGUGGGACCAGGUGCGACACAGAUAUACGUCCCCACAGAUGACCCCCCUCCAUACUCCCUCACGGACCCCUGUCAGCAGGGCCACCAGCAGGCCACCUACACCAGCCUGGAGAUAGAGGAGCCGUCCGCUGGUGCUGGAGCCUCUUGGGUGUCUGCCAGCAGCGCCGCCGCCUCCCCCUACCCAAUCAGACUGCACGAGCUCAGGCAGCAGCCAAUAUCCUCCAUCUCCCUGUCAGCAUUCCCCCUGGAUGAGGCGCCCCCAUACGAGGUGGUGGUGAGCAGGCAGAACCAGCCCAUCCCUCUGAUGCCCAUGGACCUGCUCAAACACCCCUCAGAGGACAGCCAUAGUCCCCAGAGAGCCCGAGUUGUCACACACAGGAUCCUGUAGAGCUGCCUGUGCUAGUCCGCUCCAAUGCUCUUUCUGCAGACAGCCACACACACACCCAUCCCAGUCUGAGUAGGACAGUUUAACUCUCUUCUGCUUCUUCCAGUGUCCCUUUGUGCAUGACAGGCAGUAUCAAAAGAGAUGGACUUUCUGGACCGAAGCUGAAAGUUUGGGUUGAACCUGAACUCAGUCCGCGCCUUUCUUUCCUUCCCUACCUCUUGGAUAAGCUGUGUCCCCCGAACCCAAGAUGUUACCCGCACCACUCCUCACUCUCUCUCCCUUUACUACUGGGGCACUGCCAUGAAAUCACAGGGCUACUACUGGUAACCUGGGGCUGGGAGUAUGGUCUUUCUGUCCAGAGGGAAUUCACUUCAUAUUGUACAUUGGUCUCAGUUUAGGAGGCAUUCAAGCAUUUAGGAAGCAUUAUCAAAGUCUGUUUUUAGCACAAAAAAACACUAGAGGUAACCUGAAGUGGUUUCACAUAGAUAUUAUGUAUGUACUGUUGGUUCUUGUUGUGUUGAAAUGGAAUUGCUCUUGAUAAAAAACACUAUAGAAAGAAUGUCUAAUUUCACAUUUCUUCACAACAUAUCCAUAUGGUUUUAUUAAUAUUUUCUUAAUGCAAAUAAUAUUUGAUUUAUAUUUAGCUGACUUUAGGACUCCCACAGUCUGUAAAACGUCCAGUAAUUUAAACUGAUAAAUAUACCCCAGUGUUAUACACUAUUAGAAAAAAAAGGUGCUAUCUAGAACCUAAAAGGGUUCUUUGGCUGUCCCCAUAAGAGAA
Molecule: messenger RNA, 2216 nt
Organism: Coregonus clupeaformis (lake whitefish)
Lineage: Eukaryota; Metazoa; Chordata; Actinopteri; Salmoniformes; Salmonidae
Product: protein BEAN1
Exons: 6
Coding region: 431-1438 (335 amino acids)
Source: RefSeq, a predicted model, not a curated record